CCGGGGGUGGAUAAGACACCGCGUCCCCUCCAAUUCCCCUGCCACCUCCCUGUCCACUGAGGAUCCCCUUCCAGCUUGUCCACCCAGGCAGGGCGAGCCCAGAGGGGACUCCUGGUCCCAGCUUCUUCACUGACACCAGGGCUCCAGCCAUCUGGAGAAGCUCCUAGAUCCUGUCCCCCUUUUCUCUGAGGGACUCUUUUUGGUGACCACAAAAGGAUUUGGUCACUUAGGACAAAGCUGCCAGAGAACUUGUAUGGUUGUCAGGAGCUCUGGACGACGGCUGGAGGCCGACAGAGUCCCUACAGGUGGUACCCAGGGUGAUGCACUGACAAUGAGCGGGUGUUUUCCAGUUGCUGGCCUCCGAUGCCUGUCUAGGGUCUUGGAUGUGCCAGCGCCUCUGGCCAUGGCCCGCUAACCAGCAUCUCCCGGGCCGGCCCCCGCCGCGCCCCCUCUCGCUUGCUCCCUCCUCCUCCUCCUGCUCCUCCCCCCCCUGCUCCCAGGACGGCGGGAUGGCCGCGCAGGGCGCGCCGCGCUUCCUCCUGACCUUUGACUUCGACGAGACGAUCGUGGACGAAAACAGCGACGACUCGAUCGUGCGCGCCGCGCCGGGCCAGCGGCUGCCCGAGAGCCUGCGGGCCACCUACCGCGAGGGCUUCUACAACGAGUACAUGCAGCGCGUCUUCCAGUACCUGGGCGAGCAGGGCGUGCGGCCGCGGGACCUGCGCGCCAUCUACGAGGCCAUCCCCCUGUCGCCCGGCAUGAGCGACCUGCUGCAGUUCGUGGCCAAGCAGGGCUCCUGCUUCGAGGUGAUCCUCAUCUCGGAUGCCAACACCUUCGGCGUGGAGAGCGCGCUGCGCGCCGCGGGCCACCACGGCCUGUUCCGCCGCAUCCUCAGCAACCCGUCGGGGCCCGACGCGCGGGGGCUGCUGGCGCUGCGGCCCUUCCACACGCACAGCUGCGCGCGCUGCCCCGCCAACAUGUGCAAGCACAAGGUGCUCAGCGACUACCUGCGCGAGCGGGCCCACGACGGCGUGCACUUCGAGCGCCUUUUCUACGUGGGCGACGGCGCCAACGACUUCUGCCCCAUGGGGCUGCUGGCGGGCGGCGACGUGGCCUUCCCGCGCCGCGGCUAUCCCAUGCACCGCCUUAUCCAGGAGGCGCAGAAGGCCGAGCCCAGCUCCUUCCGCGCCAGCGUGGUGCCCUGGGAAACGGCCACCGACGUGCGCCUCCAUCUGCAACAGGUGCUGAAGACGUGCUGAGGACGGCGGCCUGCAGGGGGCGCCCGGGCGGAGGAGGGGGGUGGGGUGGGGGGAGAGCGGGAAAGACAAACCUAGUUUUAUUACUCCCUUUUCCCUUUGGCUUCGGUAUGUCCCUCCGGGAAUUUCGGGGAUUCCGGGCUCGUCCCCCCGGGGGCUGGGGGAGGGAGUUCGGAGCCGUCCCUAUCUAUGCAGUUAACGCAGCGCGGCUGCCUGCCCCUUUUGCACUGCAGCGUUUAAUUCUGGAGUCUGGCCCCACCGAGGGGGUGCGCAUACCCGGGAAGGCAGCGGUGUUUCCAAAAUCCUUGUCCUCCGAAUUGGGAGGAAGGGGUUCCCUGGCAGGGGAGAAAGGCACAUCUCCCGCUGCUUUAACUGCUCCCUUGAGCUGCGGAACCUUCCCAUCCCCCUUUCUUCUGUUAAGGGAACUCCCGACCCGAAAGCCUCCGGGUCGCGCCGGAAUCCCAGCGGAGAGAGACGAGGCUCUCCACCGACAGCCUCAGGCCUAGGUCUUGCUUCACCUACCGCGUCUCCACACUA
Molecule: messenger RNA, 1793 nt
Organism: Odobenus rosmarus divergens (Pacific walrus)
Lineage: Eukaryota; Metazoa; Chordata; Mammalia; Carnivora; Odobenidae
Gene: PHOSPHO1
Product: phosphatase, orphan 1
Exons: 5
Coding region: 384-1259 (291 amino acids)
Biological process (GO): bone mineralization involved in bone maturation
Molecular function (GO): phosphatase activity
Source: RefSeq, a predicted model, not a curated record